Messenger RNA from Salvia splendens (bonfire salvia), 645 nucleotides. RefSeq names its product zinc finger MYM-type protein 1-like. The coding region runs from base 1 to 645 and encodes 214 amino acids. Lineage: Eukaryota; Viridiplantae; Streptophyta; Magnoliopsida; Lamiales; Lamiaceae. The transcript has a single exon. The record is from RefSeq and is a predicted model, not a curated record.
AUGGAAAAUCAGCCCCGAAGAGAAGUUGGGUUGAACUUGAAUGAUAUUGUUGGUGAUCCGGGAAAACGCAAGCCAAUUGAAGAGUUCGAUGUUUCAAUUCGAGAUAGAGUACGAAGAGAGUACUUGAAUAUGGGCCCUUGUCAACCAAUUGGACAUAAGUAUGAAAAAAAGAAAUAUGGUGAUCAAGAAAGAAGUUUUCAAGAUAUUUGGUUUAAAAGGUAUACAUGGUUAGAGUAUAGUGUAUCAAAGGAUGCGGCUUUUUGCUUUUGGUGCUACCUUUUCAAGAAAUCAGAUAAAGGGGGUCGACAAUCAGAUGAUGCUUUUACAAAGACAGGUUGUAGCAACUGGAAAAAUGCAUUAGAAAGAUUCAAUUAUCAUGUUGGAGGCGUGAAUAGUUGUCAUAAUAAUGCUAGAAUUCAGUUCGAAGCUUUUCAAGAUCAAAGGAACAGUGUGGCAAGUAUAUUACGGUCAAAUACCCGUGAGAUGGAAGUUGCAUAUCGCAUUCGGUUGACAGUCUCAUUGAAUGUGACUCGGUUUCUCUUAAAGCAAGGAUUAUCUUUUCGUGGACAUGAUGAGUCAAGUAGUUCUUCAAAUCGAGGUAAUUUUAUUGAGUUGCUUCUAUGGUUUAGUGAACUUAACAUUUGA